UCCCUCCCCUCCUCUCUGCAUCUUCCAAUGACUCACACGUUCCCCCUCCCCCCGGUGUGUCAUAUGGUUUCACCCCUUCUCCUCCCACCUCCCCGUCUCUCCAUCUCUGCCUCUCUUUCGGCCACAAUCGCUCACUUUCUCCACAAGGCUUCUAACACGCUGCAGGAUGUCCAUAGUGAAUAUUGUUGCCAGGGAGAUCCUGGACUCCAGGGGAAACCCAACUGUGGAAGUGGAUCUGCAUACUGGCAAAGGUCUGUUCAGGGCUGCUGUGCCCAGUGGAGCGUCCACUGGCAUCUAUGAGGCUCUGGAGCUCCGUGAUGGAGACAAAACCCGCUACAAGGGCAAAGGUGUAACCAAAGCUGUAAAUCACAUUAAUGACACCCUUGGACCUGCACUCAUCCAGUCUGGGAUCAAUGUGUUGGAACAAGGGAAACUGGACAACCUGAUGAUUGAAAUGGACGGCACUGAAAACAAAUCUAAGUUUGGGGCCAAUUCUAUUCUUGGAGUAUCACUGGCCAUAUGCAAAGCUGGAGCAGCAGAGAAAGGUGUACCCUUGUACCGUCACAUUGCUGAUCUGGCAGGAAACAGCGAGUUGGUGCUCCCAGUUCCUGCUUUUAAUGUGAUCAAUGGGGGCUCACAUGCUGGUAACAGGCUGGCCAUGCAGGAGUUCAUGGUACUUCCUGUAGGGGCGGAGUCUUUCCGUGAUGCACUACGUGUAGGGGCAGAGCUCUACCAGACACUGAGAGGUGUCAUCAAGGAGAAAUAUGGUCAGGAUGCUACAAAUGUGGGAGAUGAAGGAGGGUUUGCCCCCAAUAUUCAAGAGAACAGUGAAGCUCUGGAGUUGAUCAAGACAGCCAUAGAGAAAGCUGGCUUCACAGACAAAGUGGUGAUAGGGAUGGAUGUUGCCGCUUCAGAGUUUUUCAUCGAGGGCAAGUACGAUCUGGACUUUAAGUCUCCACCAAAUGCAGCCCGCAACAUCAGUGCUGAUGAGCUGGCGAGCAUCUACCAGGGAUUCAUUAAUAACUACCCAGUGGUGUCUAUUGAAGAUCCUUUUGACCAGGAUGACUGGCCUGCUUGGUCACAGUUCACAGCCUCAGUGGGCAUUCAGGUGGUUGGAGAUGAUCUGACGGUCACUAAUCCGCGCAGGAUACAACGAGCAGUGGAGGACAAGGCCUGCAACUGCUUGCUGCUUAAGGUCAACCAAAUUGGCUCAGUAACUGAGGCCAUCAAGGCAUGUAAGCUGGCCCAGGAAAACGGCUGGGGUGUGAUGGUGAGCCACCGCUCAGGAGAGACGGAGGACACUUUUAUAGCUGACCUGGUGGUCGGUCUCUGCACUGGACAGAUCAAGACUGGAGCUCCCUGUCGCUCAGAACGUCUGGCAAAAUACAAUCAGCUCAUGAGGAUUGAGGAAGAGUUGGGUGACCAGGCCCGCUUUGCUGGACAUAACUUUCGCAACCCCAGUGCCCUUUGAGUGCCCUUAGCAGUGGCAAGCAAGAAAAAAUACAUACAUACAUACAAAUCAUAUAUAUUUCCCUGACAGAUAUAUAAUUAUGUAAUAACACAUGUUUCAGCAGAGCUCUUAACAAACUAAUCUAUACUUCAGAGAAUUAAGAAUAAUUAGUUUUCACAUCACUAAAAUCACUGAAGUGCAAUAUGUUGACCUGAUGCUUAAGUAGCUGAUAACUGACUAAACCUGGUUGCAGCAAAUCCUACACCAAGCCUCGAGGGGAAAUAAAAUCAGUGUUUCACCUUCAAGCAGACGAGCACUUUUCCUGAUCCCUUUGACCCUCUCAUUGCACAAGUGUGUUUUUGAACUUUAGUGUCCUGUGUUUCCUCUUUCGCCUCUUCCAUUGCGUGUGUGUUACUUUGUCUGCUGUUAAGCUCAAUAAAGAAAUGGACAUAUUAACAUGA
Molecule: messenger RNA, 1911 nt
Organism: Labrus mixtus (cuckoo wrasse)
Lineage: Eukaryota; Metazoa; Chordata; Actinopteri; Labriformes; Labridae
Product: gamma-enolase-like
Exons: 13
Coding region: 167-1471 (434 amino acids)
Biological process (GO): glycolytic process
Cellular component (GO): phosphopyruvate hydratase complex
Molecular function (GO): phosphopyruvate hydratase activity; magnesium ion binding
Source: RefSeq, a predicted model, not a curated record